Messenger RNA from Diceros bicornis minor, 4231 nucleotides. It is a transcript of the gene CCDC120, whose product is annotated as coiled-coil domain containing 120. Lineage: Eukaryota; Metazoa; Chordata; Mammalia; Perissodactyla; Rhinocerotidae. The record is from RefSeq and is a predicted model, not a curated record. The coding region runs from base 735 to 2612 and encodes 625 amino acids. The transcript has 11 exons.
AACUGGCGCCUGCGCACUUGGUCUCCGCCGCUGCUGUGGUCUCGCGCCCCACCCCCCGUCCCCUCCUCACCCCCCACCCCAGGCUCGCGCUCAGCGGCGGAGGUGGCGGUGCCGCCGGGAGCGGACGGACCCGAGUUGAAGGUGGGGGCGGGGGUCCACCGCCCGCGGCCGAGCCGGCCCUCCUCUCCCACCCUCCCCGCGCCCCCGUCUGGCCCCCAAGGCUAACAGUCGCGCGGCCCAACGCGGCCCACGGACAGGGCGGAGUAGGCGCGAGCCAGGGGACGAGCGGGAGGCAGCGAGGGAGGGGCGCGCCCAUCACCCCUCCCGGCCCAUACCGACCCCGCCUACACCGCGCGGCGAGGACCCUAGGAGUAGCCUCUGUUGGCCUCCAACCCAGGACCCAGCCUCCCGAGUUCUGAUUCUGCCUGCUCUUGCGCCUCUGUGAUCAGAAUCAGGCCUGUUCACCUCUCCGAGCCACAGCUUCCACAUCUACCAGCUGGCUCUGAGGAGCUGGGUCUGUGCCAUUCUCCCAGGCAAGACUCCUGACGGUGGCCCAUGGGCCUCUGAGGAGGCGUUGUAAGUCCACCCAGCUUCCCACUUGCUGUGCUCCCACUCAAUGGGAAGGGAACCAAGGUACCAGGGCCAAGUGGGUCCAGACAUUGACGCAGAUUCUGAGAGGGCAGGUCAAGCAGGCCUUGUCCAGCCAUCAGCCCCGGCCUCUCGACAGCACCAGGAUGGAAGUCAAAGGUCAGCUGAUCAGCUCUCCCACCUUCAAUGCCUCAGCUGUCCUGUUCGUAGAGGCUGCCCCCCAAGUGAAGUCAGAGCGUCUUCGGGGGCUGCUUGACCGGCAGCGGGCCCUGCAGGAGGCCCUGAGCCUGAAACUUCAGGAGCUACGCAAAGUGUGUCUCCAGGAGGCGGAGCUGACUGGCCAGCUGCCCCCUGAGUGCCCGCUGGAGCCAGGUGAACGGCCCCAGUUGGUCCGCCGGCGGCCCCCUGCAGCCCGAGCCUACCCUCCACUGCACCCCAACCCAGCACACCACUCCUUGUGCCCUGCUGAGGAACUGGCUCUUGAGGCCCUGGAGCGUGAGGUGUCAGUGCAGCAGCAGAUUGCGGCAGCUGCCCGCCGCCUGGCCUUGGCCCCCGAGCUGAGCGCCGAGCAGCGCCGGCGCCGGCGCCAGGUCCAGGCAGAUGCGCUGCAGAGGCUGCAUGAGUUGGAGGAGCAGCUCGGGGACGUCCGGGCCCGCCUCGGCCUCCCAGUGCUCCCGCCGCUGUCCACGGGGGCAGUUAUCACCACCCAGGGAGUCUGCCUGGGCACGCGCCUCGCUCAGCUCAGCCAAGAGGAUGUAGUUCUGCACUCGGAGAGCAGCUCCCUCUCAGAGUCUGGGGCCAGCCAUGACAAUGAGGAGCCUCGCGGCUGCUUCCCUCUGGCUGAGCGCCCCUCGCCACCCAAGGCCUGGGACCAGCUGCGGGCGGUAUCUGGGGGCAGCCCUGAGCGACGAACUCCGUGGAAACCACCUCCGUCAGAUCUUUAUGGGGAUCUGAAGAGCCGGCGGAACUCUGUGGCCAGCCCCACCAGCCCCACGCGCUCACUGCCCAGGAGUGCCUCCAGUUUUGAGGGGCGAAGUGUGCCUGCCACCCCUGUCCUCACCCGGGGCGCUGGCCCCCAGCUUUGCAAACCUGAAGGCCUCCAUUCUCGCCAGUGGUCCGGCAGCCAGGACUCCCAGAUGGGCUUCCCGCGGGUGGACCCUGCCUCCGACCGCACCUCCCUCUUUGCAGCUCGCACCCGCCGCAGCAACAGCUCCGAGGCCCUGCUAGUGGACCGGGCAGCUUGUGGGGGAGCUGGCUCCCCACCUGCACCUCUGGCUCCCCCUGCCACUGGCCCCCCGGUCUGUAAGAGCAGUGAGGUGCUGUAUGAGCGCCCCCAACCAACCCCUGCCUUCUCCUCCCGCACAACAGGCCCCCCAGACCCUCCCCGGGCUGCCCGGCCUAGCUCAGCGGCCCCUGCCUCCCGCGGGGCCCCCCGGCUCCCGCCUGUGUGUGGGGACUUCCUCUUGGACUAUUCCCUGGACCGGGGCCUGCCCCGCGGUGGCAGCGGGGCAGGCUGGGGGGAGCUGCUGCCUGCAGCCGAGGUCCCGGGAGCCCUCUCCCGCCGGGAUGGGCUCCUUGCCAUGCUCUCAGGCCCACCACCUGUGUAUGCAGCUGACGGCAGCAGCCCCCUCCUCCGCAGCAAGGACCCCCACACCCGUGCCACCCGCACCAAGCCCUGUGGCCUGCCCCUGGAGGCCGCCGAGGGUCCAGAGGUGCAUCCAAACCCUCUGCUGUGGAUGCCCCCACCCACCCGUAUUCCCCCGGCUGGGGAGCGCAGCGGCCACAAGAACCUUGCCCUGGAGGGGCUGCGGGACUGGUACAUCCGGAACUCGGGACUGGCCUCGGGGCCCCAGCGCCGGCCUGUGCUCCCCCACAUGGGCCUGCAACACCCACCCUUCCUCCAUGCCCGCUGCUAUGAGGUGGGCCAGGCGCUGUAUGGGGCCCCCAGCCAGGCGCCGCUCUCACACUCAAGAAGUUUCACGGCGCCCCCUGUCUCCGGCAGGUAUGGGGGGUGCUUUUACUGAUGGGUAGGGGUCUCUUGAGGCAGAUGGCAAAGGCAUCCAGGCCAGGGAGAAGCUAGUCAUGAUAGCUAAUGACUUGGACCACAAGAGAACUAGCUGCAGCCUUGGCCUGGGGUCCCUGGGCCCUGCCUGAGCUGCAUUAGUCCACAGGGUCUCGGUGGAGGGGUAUCUUGGGCCAUGGUAGCAGUAGUUCUUUACAAAGCUAUAGAAGAAUUUUGAUAUUUUAACAACCAGUGCAUGUCAGCUGAAAAUGAGCCUUGAAACCAGGGUGCUGGCAGGAAGGGACAUCCCAUGUGCCUCGCCUUUCUCUUCCUCUUUUCACUGCGCCCUACCCUUGCAAGCCUAAAGGUGCUGUCCUGUGCCUGCCUCUGCCUCUUUAACGAGCCUCUUUUCCUCUCUUUCUGUGUCUUGUCCGUCUUUUCCUCUCUUCUCUGUCUUCCCCCCCGUCCUCCGGAUUCCUGCUACCCCUUCUAAAGAUACUACGCGGACUUCCUGUACCCCCCGGAGCUGAGCGCUCGUUUAAGUGACCUGACGCUAGAGGGGGAGCAGUCCUCCAGUUCUGACCCCCAGACCCCGGGGACACUGGUCUGACACCUUCUGAUAUGCCCCUUGUUGGCCUGGGCAUGACUCCAGUCGGGGGAGCACACAGCUAACUUCGCUGAGCCCUGGGGUGUGGUUGCUCUCGGUCCUGGGCUGGGGCGCCAACCUGAUCUUCAAAGGCCCCUGGCUCCCCGCGGGUCCACGAAGGUGUCUGACACCCUGCUUCUCCUCUCACACUGUGCUGGGAACUGGGGGCCCUCAGCAAGCUUAAAAGAGGGGGGAUGGUGUAAUGGGGACUCCAAGCCCCUUCCUCCAUUUCUGUUUACAGUUGUGAUUUAGGUAUUCACUGUCUUCCCCUAACACUAGACGUUUUAUGAAAGGGAAACUGUGAUCUCGUCCUGGUUGGGUUCAUUCCUGUCCCUGUGCCCAGCCUAUUCCAUUCAGGAACUCCUCCACAAAAUGGACCAUAUAGGGUCUCAGGACCCUGUUUGGGGCAGCCAGGAGACUCGUGUUAACAGAACUCCCUGCCACUCCUCACCAGGGCAGUUCUUGGGGAUGUGGGCUCUCUGCCCACAUUUGGAAGGACUGGAGUCUGGGUAGGGGGCUUGGGUUCAUUUUCCCAACCCCGGGGGUGCCUGAAGGAGCCCCAGGCCUUGUCUGCCUGUCUGUGCCCACUGCCUCUGCCCACAGGGUGAGAUGGCACAGCCUUCAGCGGCAGCCUCCGCCUUGACUAUCCCCAGUCGGGAGGCCCCGCAGGAGGGCCAAAGGGCAGAGCCAUCGGGUGUGUUGUGUCCUGGGAUGCUGCGGUGGUGGAACCUGGCAUCUGGUAGAUGCCAGUAAAAUCCUCAGGUGACGUCUGGCCACAGGCUACGUCACGUCUUCCUUGGCUUUCUUUCCAUCCACCACUUUUUAAACAAAUCCACACAAGCUGUGUUUUCUAUACCUGUCUGUGACUUUCUGGAGCUGGGGGUUCCCCUGCCCCCUUUACCUGGUGUUAAACUUUUCUUUUUGUACCAGUGGAUCUGGGCCCAAGACACUACCCACACUGGAAGGGGAUUUCUAUAAUAAAUGUGUAAACUGAA